Molecule: messenger RNA, 387 nt
Organism: Arabis nemorensis
Lineage: Eukaryota; Viridiplantae; Streptophyta; Magnoliopsida; Brassicales; Brassicaceae
Source: the annotation of a GenBank genome assembly
AUGCUUCGCGGCAGAGGCUCGUGGGUCGGAUUCUCGACCCGGUUGAAGCAUUACACGAUCCGACGUCUCUGUACCAAAGCAGAGAAUGGUGGGAACAAAAUCGAGAAGAAGGAAUCUAGUGUUGCUCAAUACAACGAGGCUGAAUCUAGCGUUUCUCGGUACGAUGAGACGUAUAAGAAGCUUGAUAAGCUCGAUUUCGUGACUGCUGCGAAGAUCUUGUUCACUGAACCACCGAAGAAGAAUAAAUUUGGGUUUGAUUGGCAUGUGGUGCAAUUCAUUAUCGUCUGCUUGCCAUCUGUAGCUGUGUAUCUGGUUGCUCAAUAUGCUCGUCGUAAAAUGAGGAUCAUGGACGCAGUGAGUUAUCGUUCUUGUUCGCUAUCAAAGUGA